Acanthosepion pharaonis is the source of this 1176-nucleotide messenger RNA. The record is from the annotation of a GenBank genome assembly. NCBI's taxonomy places the organism in Eukaryota, Metazoa, Mollusca, Cephalopoda, Sepiida, Sepiidae.
AUGUUCAAAAUUUUAAUUCGGUUCAUUAUCUAUCUAUCUAUCUAUCUAUCUAUCUAUCUAUCUCAUCACUUUCAUUAUCUAUCUAUCUAUCUAUUUUGUCAUCAGCACGCAAGAAAGAUUGGACAGAAGCAAACGACAUUCGACCUCUUCUUCGACCGCCAUUACUCAGUAUUUCUUUCUUUUUCUUCUUUUUUAGUCAUUGUCAGAGUUAAGGUUUUUCUUGGUUCUCAUUUUUUCAUUUCUUUCUUUACCACUUUCUCCCUUUUCAUGUUACUGUAUUGCUUUAUCUUUCUUUACAUUUUUAUUUUUCCUUUCUUUCUUUCUUUCUUUCUUUCUUUCUUUCGUUCUUUCUUUUUUUUCUUUCGUUCUUUUUUUUUUUUCUUUCGUUCUUUCUUUUUCUUUAUUUAUUAUGAAAGAAUCUAUCUAUCUAUCUAUCUAUCUAUCUAUCUAUCUAUCUAUCUAUCUAUCUAUCUAUCUGCUUCCUCUGUCUGUCUGUCUGUCUGUCUGUCUGUCUAUCUAUCUAUCUAUCUAUCUAUCUAUCUGCUUCCUCAGUCUAUCUGUCUGUCUGUCUAUCUAUCUAUCUGCUUCCUCGGUCUAUCUAUCUAUCUAUCUAUCUAUCUAUCUAUCUAUCUAUCUAUCUAUCUGCUUCCUCAGUCUGUCUGUCUGUCUGUCUGUCUAUCUAUCUAUCUGCUUCCUCGGUCUAUCUAUCUAUCUAUCUAUCUAUCUAUCUAUCUAUCUAUCUAUCUGCUUCCUCAGUCUGUCUGUCUGUCUGUCUAUCUAUCUAUCUAUCUGCUUCCUCGAUCUAUCUAUCUAUCUAUCUAUCUAUCUAUCUAUCUAUCUAUCUAUCUAUCUAUCUAUCUAUCUAUCUAUCUAUCUGCUUCCUCAAUCUAUCUAUCUAUCUAUCUAUCUAUCUAUCUAUCUAUCUAUCUAUCUAUCUAUCUGGCUGAUGUUCGUCUCCAAACAUCUAGGUCAGAAAAUGAAUACAUUAUCUAUCUAUCUAUCUAUCUAUCUAUCUAUCUCAGUCUGUUCAAAUCUAUCUAUCUCAAUCUGUUCAAAUCUAUCUAUCUAUCUAUCUAUCUAUCUAUCUAUCUAUCUAUCUAUCUGUUCUCAAUUAGUUUCUAUCUAUCUACCUAUCUGUUGUGGGUUCCGUCAAUGGAAUCCUGCACAAAUAAAUAA